GAGAAUGAUACAUUCUGGAACUACUACUACAAACUGACCUACGGUUCUGCCUGCACAGAGAAAUCUAAAAUUAUAGCAAGGGAUAUUGUUGCAUCAAAUGGAGACAUACAUUUAAUAAGUGAUGUAAUGGGACUGAAGGAUAAUCAGUUUGAAGACAGCAAGGAAACUGUUAUGGAUCUGAUCAAACAUCAGCCUGAUUACAGUACAAUGUACUCAAUGAUUAGGGCUGCCAACCUUUCUGAGAUGUUCUCCCAGCCAAACAUCACAGUGCUGAUCACCAACAACAGAGCUUGGACCACAUUGUCUCUGCAUGAUCAAAACUACUUGGCUACUGAUAAAGAUGGACUAGCAAAGCUGGCCGUGAUUUUAAAACUUCAUAUUUUCCCUGGUGUCAUUGAUGUCACUGACCUGAUCAACUUACAGACUAUGAAAUCAUUUGCAAAUAUUCAGUUCAAAGUUCACGUCUCGCUACAGGGUCAGAUACAACUAAAUUCUGAUGUCAAUAUAAUCAGGGCUAACAUUCCAAUCCGUUCUGGUUUGUGUCAUCAAGUGGAUAAAGUCACAGUCCCAUCAUACUUAAAACCUUUCAUGACAAACAUCUGUGAAGCCAACGAAAAAGAACUUGUUGAUGGACCUUGUAUUUUAUGUGGCGCCAGAUUGCCCUGUCCUUGGUCUACAGAUAAACCAACAGUAAGACUUUU
Messenger RNA from Candidula unifasciata, 701 nucleotides. Lineage: Eukaryota; Metazoa; Mollusca; Gastropoda; Stylommatophora; Geomitridae. The record is from the annotation of a GenBank genome assembly.